This is a messenger RNA of Procambarus clarkii (red swamp crayfish), 1712 nucleotides long. RefSeq names its product mitochondrial transcription termination factor 3 (gene mTerf3). Gene Ontology annotation, cellular component: mitochondrion. Lineage: Eukaryota; Metazoa; Arthropoda; Malacostraca; Decapoda; Cambaridae. The record is from RefSeq and is a predicted model, not a curated record. Gene Ontology annotation, biological process: mitochondrial transcription; regulation of DNA-templated transcription; mitochondrial ribosome assembly. Gene Ontology annotation, molecular function: double-stranded DNA binding.
GGUCCGUACACUAACACAAAUGUAAACAAAACAGAAUCUGCAUAUGUGACUCGACCACAGCAAAGAACUUCAAACCCAUCAUCACUCGGCAAUAACCAGCUAUCACAACUAUAAAAAUUUUUGCUAUUUGGGAGCCGGUCGGCCGAGCGGACAGCACACUGGACUUGUGAUCCUGUGGUCCCGGGUUCAAUCCCGGGCGCCGGUACACCAUGAAUAACAUACGAAGCAAAGUGCUUGGUUCACUAAUUAGUGCAAAACCAGCGUUUAGUUUAUGGACACAAAAUACGAGAACACGAAACUUAACAAAUAUAGGCUAUAUACAGAAUUCAGUGGUGUUAAAUACAAAUGUAUUCAAUCGAAACAAUGUUUUUAUGGGUAAUAGCCUGCUUGUUCAGAAUAUUUGUUGUGUAAAUGAAUGUAAAUACUAUAGCAAAAAUGAAAAUAAUUGCUCAGUGAGUUCAACUCUAAAGAACAAUGAUGCAAGCAUAGUCAUAACAAAUAACGAUGCUCGUACACUCAUGAUUCAAGAUGAUGUGUGUGAUUCUCUGGCAUCUGGGCAAGAGGGCAGCUUACCCAUGAGUAGUGAAGAAGGUAACUGGUCCUCGGAAAUGAAAUGGAUAAUGAGCCAAGAAACCAAGGAUGUUCUUUGCCCCCCUAAAGACCUCUCAGAUAUUGAUGGUUUAACUCCAGAUGUGAGGCCGUCAUUCAACUUUGCUGCAUAUGUGAACAAAUCCCACAUGCUACAAGAAAUGGUAAAACUUGGGGUGGACCUCAGUAAGUGGGAAAAGUGCAAGGGCAUUGGCUCAUUCAUCCUCAGGUUGGAAUUUGAGAGGGAUAUGAAGCAACAUAUAGUGUUUUUGCAUGAUGUGGGUGUUGCAGCAGAAGAUCUUGGCCAAUGGCUGUCUAUUAACCCAAUGAUAUUUAAAGAAACAUUAGAUGAUCUUCAUGCUCGUUUGAACUAUCUCCAUUUAAUGAACUUUACUCAAAAUCAGAUUACUCGAAUCAUAUCCAGGAACCCUUACUGGCUACUCUUCAGUAAUAUAAGAAUAGACAACCGUCUGGGGUACUUUCAAAAAUCCUUUGAUUUGACUGGUGCUGAAGUGAGGUCACUGGCGGCCAAGCAGCCAAAAUUAAUCACACUUAACUUAUACAAUGUUCAGCGUACAUCUUUCGCUGUUGUAGAAGAGAUGGGAUUUACAGCGACAGAAAUGAAGAGCCUGCUGUUAACAAAACCAAAAUUGUGGAUGGCACAUGGUGUGUCAUUGUUAAGAAGAUUCAAUUUUGCCCAUAAUGAAAUGGGUUUGUCUCAUUCCCAGCUUGUCCAGUUUCCGCAUGUUCUUCUGUCGAGAGAGUUCAGGCUAAAGCAGCGGCACGAGUAUUUGAAGACAAUUGGACGAAACCAAUAUAACCCUUUGCAGCCAAAUUAUGUCUCUCCCUCGGCUUUAGUUGCCGGCGAUGAUGCAGAAUUUUGUAAUACUAUUGCUAAGACAUCGGUUCAGGAUUUUAAUGAUUUUUUGAAAACAAUGUAAAAUUAUGCUAUAUGAAUGCAUUAUUGAAGAUUAUGAGAACAGGGUCUUUUAGUAUAGUUAUAGUAUAUGUUUUGUUCAGCUUGAGUUUAUAUAAUGUGUAAACUUUGUAAAAUAGUAAAGAAUUGGGCACUUUGCAGUUUUACAAACUAUUGUUUAAAUGAAUAAAAUAAAAUGUUGCCAUUG